Molecule: messenger RNA, 5145 nt
Organism: Dromiciops gliroides (monito del monte)
Lineage: Eukaryota; Metazoa; Chordata; Mammalia; Microbiotheria; Microbiotheriidae
Gene: AHR
Product: aryl hydrocarbon receptor
Exons: 11
Coding region: 336-2861 (841 amino acids)
Biological process (GO): regulation of transcription by RNA polymerase II
Cellular component (GO): aryl hydrocarbon receptor complex; nucleus
Molecular function (GO): nuclear receptor activity; transcription cis-regulatory region binding; protein dimerization activity
Source: RefSeq, a predicted model, not a curated record
GGUAGGAGCAGCCUCGGCGACGGCGACGGCGGCGGCGGCGGCGGCCCUUAGACCGCGGGCGGGCGGCAGGAGCCGGGGAAGCCCCUGAGGCAGCGGCCGCGCGCCGACCCCCUGCCGUGCCCUGUGCCCCCAGUCCCCCUGCGGAGCGGGGCUCGCCGGGGCUCCCGGGCACUCGCGGGCCGAGGGAGCGGAGCCCUGUGCGCCUGCGCCCCGCAGCCCGCCCCCCCCCCGCUGCGCGCGCCCGCCCGCAGCCGCCGCCUCACCUGCGGCCGCGUGCCCGCCACCUGCGGCCGCCCCGCGCCCGCGCGCAUCCCGCAGCCCGCGGGGCCGGCGCCAUGAGCGGCGCGGGCGGCUCCCACAUCACGUACGCCAGCCGCAAGCGGAGGAAGCCGGUGCAGAAAACAGUUAAGCCAGCACCAUUGGAAGGGGUCAAAUCCAACCCAUCCAAGAGGCACAGAGACCGGCUGAACACAGAGCUCGACCGGCUGGCCAGCCUGCUGCCCUUCCCCCAAGAUGUCAUCUCCAAACUGGACAAACUCUCUGUGCUGAGACUCAGCGUCAGUUACCUGCGAGCCAAGAGUUUCUUUGAUGUUGCAUUAAAGUCUCCCCAGGCUGACGGGAAUGGAAAUCGGGACAGCAGCCGCGGCGCCAGGCUCCAGGCCAGCCUGCGCUUGCAGGAAGGGGAGCUCCUUCUCCAGGCGCUCAACGGCUUUGUGCUGGUGGUCACCACAGACGCACUGGUUUUUUAUGCCUCCUCUACAAUCCAGGACUACCUGGGCUUCCAGCAGUCUGACGUCAUCCAUCAGAGUGUGUUUGAGCUCAUCCACACGGAAGACAGAGCUGAAUUCCAGCGUCAGCUGCACUGGACCUUAAACCCAGGCCAGGCUGCAGACUCGGUGCCCCAAGGACAAGAAGGCCAUGGCCUCUCCCAGACGUCAGGCUUUUAUAACCCAGAGCAGCUUCCUUCGGAAAACUCUCCUUUCCUGGAGAGAUGCUUCAUCUGCCGCCUGCGGUGCCUGCUGGAUAACUCAUCGGGCUUCUUGGCCAUGAACUUUCAAGGGCGGCUCAAAUUCCUUCAUGGCCAGAACAAGAAGGGGAAGGAUGGAGCUGCUCUGGCCCCUCAGCUGGCGCUGUUUGCAGUGGCUACGCCGUUGCAGCCUCCGUCCAUCCUAGAAAUCCGGACGAAAAAUUUUAUCUUCAGAACGAAACACAAACUAGACUUCACCCCGACAGGCUGUGAUGCCAAGGGAAAACUUGUUCUGGGGUACACUGAGGCAGAGCUCUGUAUGCGGGGAUCCGGGUAUCAGUUUAUCCAUGCUGCCGACAUGCUGUACUGUGCAGAGAGUCAUCUCCGGAUGAUUAAAACUGGAGAAAGCGGCAUGACAGUGUUCAGGCUUCUCACCAAAGAGAACCGCUGGACCUGGCUUCAAUCCAAUGCUCGCUUAGUCUAUAAGAAUGGAAGGCCUGACUAUAUCAUCGCAACACAAAGACCACUCACAGAUGAAGAAGGAACCGAGCACUUACGCAAGCGCAACACGAAGCUGCCCUUCAUGUUUGCUACGGGAGAAGCCGUGCUCUACGAGGUCACCUUCUCUCUCCCCUCCAUGAUGGACCCCGUGCCAGCAGGGAGGACCAAAGGCCUCGGGCCCGGGAAGGACGGUGCCACCAGACACCCACGGAGCCAAGAAUCGUUUCACCCCAGCUCCCUCCUGGGCUGCAUGCUGCAACAGGAUGAGUCGGUGUACCUGUGCCCCCCCGCGCCCGCGCCACCGGACAGGAGCUUCCGGAGCGAGGCCGUGGAGGAGCUGGGCAGCAUCCUGACCAGCGACUGGCAAGAGAACCUGCUGCCCUUGGGGAGCGAGGACACUCUGAGGCAGGGGCUGGUGCAGCUCGGUCCCGAAGCCAGCCUGGGGGCUGCCGGCCCGUUGGCAGAGAGCAGAAGCAGCGAACUGCACAGCAUCAUGAAAAGCCUGGGUAUCGACUUUGAGGACGUCCGGCGCAUGCAGCAGGAGGAGUUUUUCACAAGUGACGCGUCUGGUGGGGACGACAUCGCAGACAUCGAUCUGACGGAUGAGAUCCUGACCUACGUCCAGACCUCCUUAAACAAGUCCAGCUUCUCCCAUUCAGGUCCCCAGCCUCCUCUGCAGCAGCCGCUGCUGCCGCUGCCGGGAGCCCCACACAUGCCCAGCUCCAGCUGCAUGGUACAAGAACAGUUAGAGCAGCAGCGGCGGCAGCAGCAACUGUGCCAGAAGAUGAAGCACCUGCAGGUGGGCAGCAUGAUGACCGGCUGGAGGCCGGGCGACCCCGAGCCCUUCCCUUGUCCCCAGCAGGAGCCGCGGCCGUACGACAUCUUCCCCAACCCCGAGUUCCCCUACAAGUCCGAAUUCAGCGCUCUGCCCUACGGCCAGAGCUUGCUGUCCUGCUCCCAGGCCCUGUUCCCCCAGCCAUCUACUCUGAACCACUUAGACUUUCCCGUAGGAAGUUUUGAACAGCCACCCUACCCGACGUCUCAGUUAGGAGACUUUGUUAGCUGUUUACAGCAAACCCCGGAAAACACAGGGUAUGGGGCGCACUCACAGCCCACCCUGGCUGCCCCUCCGUCUUGUUACGAGGGCGCCGUCUCGAUGUUUCAGUGCCAGCCGGAAGACCAGGCUUCCGGCGUGGACCAGAUGCAGUAUAACCCCAUGGCCUCCAGUCAGCAUGCGCUAUUAAACAAGUUUCAGAGUGGUUUAAAUGGAGGCAUUUUAAACGAGAACUACCCAACUCAGUUAAACAGCCUGAACAACCCUCAGGCUUCUGCCUGUCUACACCAACCAGGAGCCAGCCCCUUCCCAGACUUACCGUCCAGCGGGUUCCUAUGAGGCGGGUCUGGGCCUCAUUCACCUGGUUGGAUGGACACAGCUGGGCAGGAUCCAGAGGAGCCUCAGGCAGUGGCACUGCUAGAAACCACCCGAGCAGAGAAUGCAUCCGCAUGUGCUGAAAGAACAAGGUUCUGCCCGGUCUGGACCGUCCUUUCCCGGCGUCCCGCAUGGGGCAAAUGGCCACAGCUGCGCUGAUUUAGUGGGCGCAUUUGUAAGCAGAGGGCAGGGGAUACCCCCUCCUCCUCGGAACGCACAGGAGCCCCCAGUCACCGAGCCUCCCAGGGGCCGUUCAGCUUCCUGCAUCACCGUCGGCUGGUCCUGAACGGGCAGUUUGGGCUUGGGGCCCACCCUGGCCAGUCCUCCACAGCCACCCAAGUGCCUCUCUGGUAGCACAGGGACUUUUGAUAGGAAAGACCUGAUUUCCUUUUGAAUAAUCCAUCGAUCUCAUCCUCUCCCUACUGCAUAAUAUCAUUUGGGCUUUUAAAAUUAGACUGCCAGGCCAGCUCAGUUCUACCUGCAGUAGUCAUCCCUGCUUUUCUUUUUCAGAUAAUAGAAGGUUAAAGAAGAUAUUUAUUUAAAAGAAAAUAAUUGAUUAUAUUGCUGUUUACUUUGAGACUUUAAACGUUUGCAAUGUGCCUUAUCUUUUAUUGAAAUACAAUCCUCUUCAAGGAUACAAAACUAAUCUGUUCUUUUUAAUUAGUCAUAAAAUGUAUAUUAAGAGGGUAACAUUUCAAUUGGGGCCACUGUCUUCAUAAGAAACCAUUGUAGUGAGGAUGACUUUAAAUUUUGCUAUGAUUCAAUGCCUUUUGCUGGGCUGCAGUUUUGACUUUCCAAAGGGGCUCAGUGAGGCUGGGCUUGUCCUGCACCGGGUAGAGCUGCCCGCUGCUCCAGCGCCACGCUGGCCCUGAUCACGAGAAAUCUCACAGGCCCUGCCGUGUCCCAGUGAACUGGGUCGUCUUGAUGAAUUUCAGUUUUGAGGCGGCAGGAAUGAUUUUUUUCUUACAUUUGAGGAUUGUUAGAAUUGAAGCCUUGUUCCAAAGGAAAUUCAGACUAGCUUGUGUCUGUCCUGGGCCAUGCUGUGUCAUGUCAAGGUAAUGAAGAAAACUGUCCAUUGUACAAUAGUUAAAAUAUCCCAUUUUGAAAUAUUAUGAGUCAUAUCUAAAUCCACUUAGCGAUCAUAAAUCCAGCUCUGUAUAUGUCACUUAACUGUGUCUUUAAAAAAUAAAACAAUACGCCCAAAUACACUUUAGGCUGGUGUCCUGUAUUAAUAAAAGACAAUCACUCAUUUCUUGUCCGUUCAGAUAGGAGGAUGUUUGCAGUGAUCGGCUAUCAGGAAGGAAAUUUUAGGAUCAACAAAGAAAAAGGCCUAUUUGUUCUGCAGCUCCAGAUACACUGAGGCCAUCUCAAAGCCAAAUGCCACCUCAUGUCUGGCCCCGCAUUAUUUCUGAUUUGAACCGUGACCUUGGAAAAGCAAAAACGGACGUGUCCCUGUUGGAUGACAUCAGCUUCAAUCUCCAAUGGAGCCAUAACAGAGGACAUUCUUCACAGCUGCUUUUAGAGUAAAUUAAUACACAUAAACCACCAAAAGUAAAUUUCAUUUAUCAGUCUGUUCAUUUUCAGGAAAAAUAUCUGUAGAAUGUUAUUUAAGUAUGAAGCAUGAAAUUGGAUUGUCUCAGACAUUUCAUAAUUUUUCAACAUGAGGUAUCAUCAACAUUCAGACUACUGAUCUGAAUUUUUUUUGAAUUUUUCCAUCUAAAAUUUUCAUUAAAAGUCAACCACUUUCUGUAGAAUCUUUCAUUUUUGGGGGGAAUAUGUAUUUAAUGAAAGAAACUAGAUUUUCAAUGAAAUUGUGAAUGUGACAAUCAGCUAUUAGAUAGACCAUGUAAAACUCAAAGGUAAAAGGGAUACUGUGUAUUUUUUAUCAAUAAAACUAUUAAAUUUAUUGUGUCAAGAAUAAUAAAUACUGUCAAAUCAAAUACACCUUGUCUGUAUUGCUAUGUGCCAAAGGAAGCAGUAAAGCCUAAUAAACUGCUUUAUAGGGGAUUUAUUGAGUGUUUCUGCAUUAGCUGAACCUAUGAGGAAUUCAUAAUUGCGUUAGUAGACUUAAUUUUCUCUUUUGCCACACAGACAUAGCUUUCCAGUUCACUUGAAGCUUCCAGUUCUUAGAAUGCCUAGCCUCGCAUUAUUCAGUAUUACUAUGCUUUUGGUUAACAUCUUCAUGACCUAUAUUUCUUUCAUUUCUCAUCUGAUGUGGCUCCAUAAAAUAGAGUAAUUUCAUAUUUAA